Pisolithus orientalis is the source of this 426-nucleotide messenger RNA. RefSeq lists its product as uncharacterized. Lineage: Eukaryota; Fungi; Basidiomycota; Agaricomycetes; Boletales; Pisolithaceae. The annotation marks the transcript as partial. The record is from RefSeq and is a predicted model, not a curated record. The transcript has a single exon.
ACAAUAUUUGCUUGCCUAAUGAUUGUUUUCUACUGUGUAGCUCAUUUAGGAGAAUUCACUGUACCAGUGAUCACACAAUUUGAACCACAGAAGCACAUUACCAGAGCUCAUGUCAAGCACUUAUGCAACCUCAGUGGACUACCCAUAAUGAAGUUCCACAUUCCCUGGACAAAAAUGUCACCAAUAGGCAAAGACAUGCAAUGUGCUCCCCUUCAAGGAGCCAUCUCAGACCCAAUCAACACUCUCAAAUGCCAUCUACACCUCAAUCCAGCAGAGGAUUCUGCACAUCUCUUCGCCUGGAAACACCCCAUGUCUGGUCUCCACCCUCUUUCAAAAAUGGAGGUACUCAGGCAAAUAAAUACCUUAACAACAGUGCACAAUCUCCCAAACAUCAGGGGCCACAGCCUGAGGAUAGGAGGAACUGUU